CAGCCGCUGGUAGACGAAGUAGAAGUUCGCCAGGGAUUUUUCUCUCUUUGAGCACAGCAGGGAAGAAAAAAAAAAAAAAAAAAGAAGCAUGGCAAAUAAAUCUGCACAGCCUCCCUAUCUUCACCUGGCGGAACUGACGGCAACCCAGUUCCUCGAAAUCUGGAAACAUUUUGAUGCUGACGGUAAUGGCUACAUUGAAGGCAAGGAGCUUGAAAACUUUAUCACUCAGUUGGAGAUUGCACGGAAAGGAGCAGGCGUGGACCCCUCAAAUGCAUCUUUCAGAGACAAGAUGGCAGAGUUCAUGCAGAAAUUCGACAAGAACAAUGAUGGCAGGAUUGAGCUGUCAGAGCUGGCCCAGAUUCUGCCAACAGAAGAGAACUUCCUGCUUUGCUUCAGACAGUUUUUGGGCUCCAGCUCUGAGUUUAUGGCGGCCUGGCGAAGGUAUGACACAGACCGCAGUGGCUACAUUGAAGCAAAUGAACUGAAGAACUUUCUCUCAGACCUUCUGAAAAAGGUUAACAGAAAAUAUGAUGACCAGAAAUUGCAGGAAUACACACAGACAAUUCUCAAGAUGUUUGAUCUGAAUGGGGACGGGAAGCUGGGGCUCUCUGAAAUGGCAAGGCUUCUACCAGUUCAGGAAAAUUUCUUACUGAAAUUCCAGGGCAUCAAGCUGACCCCUGACCAGUUCAACAGCAUCUUCACAUAUUAUGACAAGGAUGGAAAUGGCUACAUUGAUGAGAUGGAGUUGGACUACCUCCUGAAGGACCUCUAUCAAGAGGCUGACACCCAGGACCUAGCCGGCUAUAAAAAAAGCAUCAUGGCCUUGUCAGACGGGGGUAAACUGUACCGCACAGAACUGGAAAUCGUACUGUGCCGGGAGCCCAUUGUACUGUGAUUGUACUGUGCUGGGAGCCCUGAAUCGCGUUUCUCUUUCUGCUGCCUGACUACUGUAACCAUGUGCAUGUGCCAGGCACUACCCCUUUUCUUUAUGUGUGUUUUGAAUGAAUGUGCACUACGAAGCACAAAAUAUAUUCUGCAUUUUUCAUUUUCUGUCCCACCACCUAAAUCCCUUCUGCUUGAGGACAGACUGUCCAGCAAUGGUGUUGCCCUCUGCUCAAUUUUCAAACAAAACAUUUCAAAUGGAUCUUAUUGAAUCUUACUGAUAGAGAGAUAUUAAUAGUAUGAAUAAGCAUAUGAUGCUAUUAUUUAUUAAUUUAACUGUUAUUUAUUAAUUUAUUUAUCUAAAUUUUAUUUAUUUAAUUGAGUCCCUCUGCAUCCCCUGGUAUUCUGUCAGGUUCCAAUUUUCUCUUUGGUUUGAUUAUAUCACUAUUAUUGAAUUUUCAACUGUUUUUGGUAAUGCUGUUUUCUUUCUUUGGCUGAUACUGUUAGAGGAUGUUACUGAGAGAAUUAAUAAACGACUAGAUAAUAUGAAGAA
This is a messenger RNA of Pangasianodon hypophthalmus (striped catfish), 1435 nucleotides long. RefSeq names its product calbindin 2a (gene calb2a). NCBI's taxonomy places the organism in Eukaryota, Metazoa, Chordata, Actinopteri, Siluriformes, Pangasiidae. Gene Ontology annotation, cellular component: synapse; dendrite; nucleus. Gene Ontology annotation, molecular function: calcium ion binding. Bases 89 to 895 code for a protein of 268 amino acids. The record is from RefSeq and is a predicted model, not a curated record. Gene Ontology annotation, biological process: regulation of long-term synaptic potentiation; regulation of presynaptic cytosolic calcium ion concentration. The transcript has 11 exons.